Pipistrellus kuhlii (Kuhl's pipistrelle) is the source of this 531-nucleotide messenger RNA. Its product is annotated as protein S100-A7-like. Bases 16 to 468 code for a protein of 150 amino acids. NCBI's taxonomy places the organism in Eukaryota, Metazoa, Chordata, Mammalia, Chiroptera, Vespertilionidae. Gene Ontology annotation, molecular function: calcium ion binding. The record is from RefSeq and is a predicted model, not a curated record. The transcript is spliced from 4 exons. Gene Ontology annotation, cellular component: cytoplasm.
AAGUAGACAGAAAACAUGACUCCAGGGCUCCCAGAUCAUGGGAUGAGCCAGACGGAGCAUUAUAAAGGGACCCAGUCUUUGCUCAAAUGCACAGCACACUCAUCCUUCUCCUCAGUGAUUCCUCAUCAGCUCCGGUCCCGGUUUGCUUCCUUGAAAACCAAGAUGAGCCAAAAUCAAGUUGAGAAGUCCGUGAUGGACUUGAUCUCCCUGUUCCACAAAUACACCAAACCUGAUGACAAGAUUGACAAGCGGGGCCUGCUGAAGAUGCUGACGGAGAAUUUCCCUGUAUUCCUCAAGGCCUGUGACAAAAAGGGCAACGAUUUCUUGGAUCAUAUCUUUGAGGACAAGGACAAGAAUAAGGAUAAGAAAAUCGAGUUUUCUGAGUUCCUGUCGGUGUUGGGGGAAAUUGCCACGGACUACCACAAUCAUAGCCACGGAGCCCCGCCCUGUUCUGGGGGAGGAAAGUGAGCCCAGCCCAGCCUGAGGUCUCCAGAAACCCCAAGAAACAAUAAAGUGUCUUUUGCCCAGAUA